UAUUUCGCAUUUCAAUGUUAUACAUAUAAUAUAUGUGCGUGUUUUUAUAUCUUUUCUAUUAGAGUUCAACAACAUCCACACUUACAGGGUUUCAAAGAAGCCUUAACAAAUCUUUCGAGUGUCAGUUCACAUAUAGCCACGAUUCAACAGGGUUGUUCUAUCGCGUUUCCGCGUUGUAUGUAUUAUCUUAUCAAAGAAUAUAUCGAGAAACUGUAACGUUACAGUGAAAGAAAAUGAUCCUUUUGAAAGGAAUAUUUGUACUAUUUUUUGCCUCGGAAGCUCUGGGUCAGCUUAAUGGUAUAGUUGAAGCAAAUUCAUUCCCAAAUAGCGACAAUUACACUACUACGGACAGUUUUAUCAUUUUUCACACACCAAGUGAAGCACAACGUGAUGGAAGAGAAAUGGUAGCCGAUGUUCUAGUUCAUGGACCUAGAAACGACACAAAUAUUUCACAUUUGAAGACAUCUGUGAUCUCUACAGAUUGGAACAAUUGGAAUCCGAAACUUAAAUUUCCUACGACCAGCUCCGAAAAAGAGUACAAAAUGGCAAAUUUACACUUGGACAGAGGAAUAUUUGUUUUUGAUUUUCUACGAAAAUUUCUGUCACUUAUUCAACCUUAUGACGUACCAGUUGGUAAAGUAUACAAUCUUGAAAUCUUAUUCAUUAUAUUAUAUCUAUACUUGUGUUUAAAAUUUAAUAAACACUUUGUAUUGAUAUCAUAA
Molecule: messenger RNA, 722 nt
Organism: Bombus impatiens (common eastern bumble bee)
Lineage: Eukaryota; Metazoa; Arthropoda; Insecta; Hymenoptera; Apidae
Exons: 2
Coding region: 234-722 (162 amino acids)
Source: RefSeq, a predicted model, not a curated record